Molecule: messenger RNA, 303 nt
Organism: Penicillium subrubescens
Lineage: Eukaryota; Fungi; Ascomycota; Eurotiomycetes; Eurotiales; Aspergillaceae
Exons: 2
Coding region: 1-303 (100 amino acids)
Source: RefSeq, a predicted model, not a curated record
AUGACCACGGCUCAGCGCAAAGCAAAAGCACCGCGAAUUUGGAUAUUCCACCUCCGCCGAGCUUAUUACAUUCGCCUCACCGCACCACUCACCACAGAUGUCGGAAUAUGGACCAUUUGGGUUCUAUCCCUCACCCCUGAUAGACGGGUAUGCGACGCACGGUAUGCCGGUACCGCCUCCCUACGUCUCAUAGCAACUUUCGGUGGGAUCACAGCCUCCGAGCGAAAUGAGAACCUCCGUCUUACCCCCUUCCAGCAUGUCCCGGAUUCAAAAAGCAUUUACAAGAAGGCCAACGCAACGUAG